AUCGAGUAUGCGUUGUCGAGUGCGUAUCGAGAGGGUGUUAGCGGUACGGUCGUCAGUGGUGCGUGAUGUGUUUGUGUAGCUUGACCGGUGUGUGUCGUCCGGUGCCUUGUUAUGCAUGUUGUUGCGCGCCUUCCUUCCCCAGGGCCGUCUCUGCCGUCUCUGUCGUCUCUGUCUCCUCUCCCAUCGGUAUGAAGUUUUUCGACCGACGUAGCCUGGAGAUUGCGAGGCAGUUGCUUCGUCGGUACCCAAAAGAGUGGGCCCAGGGAGCCACAUUGCCGCUUCUCGAUCUCGCUCAAAGACAGCAGGGCAACUUUGUGCCUCAAGCUGCGCUUAGGGAGAUUGCCGACAUGACUAAAUCAACGAUCGCUCGAGUUCGUGCGACAGCGUCCCAGUACGAAUACAUCCGACUCAGCGACUCGGGUUCGCCUUUUCGCGUAUGUACGAGUUGGAUGUGCGAGGAGAAAGGUGCCCAAGCGUUACGGAAGCAUGCUCAAAGGGAAGCCAAACGUCUCGAUGUGCAUAUAAAUAUUGAAUCGGCGUCCUGUCUAGGAGGAUGCCAUCACGCACCCGUCCUGUGGUUUCAAGACAGACUGUACGAGAACAUGUCGUGUUCGGAUGUCGCUGUUGUGUUAAAAGAGGAGAAAGUUGAAGAAGAAGCAGAGGAGAAAGAAUCAGACUGAGGAACUAAGGGUUUGCAACACAACGAGAAACACGUUUAAGAGAAACAAUAAAAAAAGCGUUUGAGCAACAUGCGUUGACCUCUCCGUCCGGACCCAUCUUGUCUGAGACAACCGUCUGCAGCUGCAGUGCUCGUCGCUCACCAAACAAUGGUCCGGCUGAAAGCGCGGCUAUGAGAAACAAAACAUUGGAAUUCACUAAUGGAAAGAUGCUACGGAAAAAACAAGUGCAGAGAAAGUAAAGGAAAAGAACGAACAGGAUACAAAAACAAAAAAAGGAAAGCAAAACCGGCAUGUCUGGAGACACACGACGGUAUAUGAAAGAUUGUGGGUUGUCCAUUAGUGGAUUACACUGCUGUUGUUGUCGUCACUGCUGCUGCUGUUGUUGCUACCGAUAUGGCUGAGACUUCCUACUUCUUACAAAGUGAGGAAGGCUGCAAUAGCAGAAACAAGAGCAACUGCCAAAACAGAGGGAAGAGCAACCAGGUUCGAAGCGACACCAGAGGUGACAGAAGAGGAAGAGCUGCUGCCGGAGUAAGAAGUAGAAGAGGCAGAGUGAGCAGAAGAAGCGGUCACAGUGCUCAAGGAACCAGAUGCGGAGCCAGUAGCCGAGGCGGAAGAACUGCCAGUGGUGGAAGCAGAGCCGCUUCCAGAGGAAGACUUGGAGCCAGGGGUAGAGACGGCGACAGUGUUGUCCAUCACGGACGAGGGGAGAGUCGUCGUAGUUGUGUGGGCACCAGCAGAAACAAGAGCAUCAGAAUCAGCGGCGUACAGCUGGUUACUAGGAGCGUUCAGGCCAAGAGGCUGGCCAGCACCGCUCUUAAUGAAUUGCUCGGCCUUCGAGGGCAUGGAAGGCAAAGUGCUCCAGCUCUUCCAGUUCGUUUGGUUGGCAGGGCAGGUGAGAGAGCCGGUGGUAGAGUUGUAACCACCGUCACCGCUGAAGGAAGAGGCAGAAGAGAACUUCUCCUUCAGAGUGUCGUAGUUCUUGCUGGUGGUGACGGUGCUGCCGUUCACAACGACCAAACCGUAGUUCGAGCCCUCUUCCGAGUACUCGUACACAAGACCACCAGAAAACACAGAAGACAUCUGUGUGGAAAAGAUGGCAUCAAUUUCGGUGAAGGGGCGCUCGGGAGUGCCGUCGCUGUCCUUCGUCACAUCGUUACAGCCAAACUCGGAGAGAAUGAGGGGGAUCGUGUAGUUGGAGAACUCCUUCACACGCUGAUCAAAACCGGAAACGGACAUACUAGACGAACCGCACCAUUCGUACAUGUUCAUGCCGUAAAAGUCGGCACGGUCGUCAUCGUCGCCGCAGGCGAAGAAGUCGGCACAGGGGACACGGAACUCGGCCACAUCGGCAGCGGAAUAGCCAACAGGGAUUUGACGGUCACUCUGGGCCUUGAUGUAAGCCUUUACAUCGCGAAGAGCGGCCUUCACCCACGUAGUCGUAAUAGCGUUCUCAACGGUGUUGGCAACCUCAUUGCCAGCGAAGAAACCAAGGACGUUGUCGUAGCCCUUGAACGCGU
Messenger RNA from Schizosaccharomyces japonicus yFS275, 2200 nucleotides. RefSeq names its product eukaryotic protein. The record is from RefSeq and is a predicted model, not a curated record. The transcript has 3 exons. Gene Ontology annotation, molecular function: oxidoreductase activity. Bases 66 to 680 code for a protein of 204 amino acids. Gene Ontology annotation, cellular component: NADH dehydrogenase complex. NCBI's taxonomy places the organism in Eukaryota, Fungi, Ascomycota, Schizosaccharomycetes, Schizosaccharomycetales, Schizosaccharomycetaceae.